AUGGAAGUAAUGAAGCCUUUAAUUGAUGAACAAAAUUCAGAUGGAAUCUCAGAUGAAGAGCAUGAAAAUAAGUUGCUGGCAGUUGAGACGCAUUACCAGCUUGAUAAUAAAGAAGGCAUUACGUUUAUACAAACACUUAUACACCUCCUCAAGGGAAACAUUGGAACUGGGCUUCUUGGUCUUCCACUGGCAAUAAAAAAUGCUGGCAUUGUGAUUGGACCAAUCAGCCUUCUGUUCAUAGGAGUUAUAUCUGUUCAUUGUAUGCACAUCUUGGUACGUUGCAGCCACUGUCUAUGUCAGAGGAUGAAAAAGUCCUCUCUGGGGUAUAGUGAUACAGUUAGUUAUGCCAUGGAAGUGGGGCCCCUGACUGCUCUUCAGAAACGAGCUUCUUGGGGACGGUAUAUUGUCAACUUUUUCCUAGUGAUAACACAGCUGGGAUUUUGUAGCGUUUAUGUUGUGUUCUUGGCAGAAAAUGUGAAACAAGUCCAUGAAGGAUUCUUGGAAGACAAAACUGUUCCCAUAAAUGUCAGUGCCACCAGCACUUCUGAGAACAGGAGUACUGAUUUACGAAUAUACAUGCUGUGUUUCUUGCCGUUCAUGAUCCUCCUGGUCUUUAUUCGUGACCUUAAAAGCCUGUCCUUGCUUUCAUUGCUUGCCAAUCUGUCCAUGGCUGUCAGCCUGGUGAUCAUUUACCAGUAUAUUGUUAAAGAUAUAGUAGAUCCUCGAAAACUGCCUCCUGUAAUUGGCUGGAAGAAAUACUCACUGUUUUUUGGGACUGCAAUAUUUGCUUUUGAAGGAAUUGGUGUGGUACUCCCAUUGGAAAACAGAAUGAAGGACAACACGCGUUUCCCACAGGUGCUGAACAUUGGCAUGGGAAUUGUCAUGACCUUGUAUAUCUCACUGGCCACUCUAGGGUAUCUGCGCUUUGGGGAUGAAAUCAAAGCCAGCAUAACUUUAAACCUACCACAAGAUAUAUGGUUAUAUCAGUCUGUAAAAAUUCUGUACUCCUUCGGAAUUUUUGUGACCUAUUCGGUUCUGUACUACGUCCCUGCGGAGAUCCUCAUUCCAGCCAUCACCUCCAAAGUGCAGCAGAAGUGGAAGUUACUCUGUGAGCUUGUGGCGAGAGCACUGUUAGUCUGCUCAACCU
Mesitornis unicolor (brown roatelo) is the source of this 1147-nucleotide messenger RNA. RefSeq names its product solute carrier family 36 (proton/amino acid symporter), member 4 (gene SLC36A4). The transcript has 9 exons. Lineage: Eukaryota; Metazoa; Chordata; Aves; Mesitornithiformes; Mesitornithidae. The record is from RefSeq and is a predicted model, not a curated record. Gene Ontology annotation, molecular function: L-alanine transmembrane transporter activity; L-proline transmembrane transporter activity. Gene Ontology annotation, cellular component: vacuolar membrane. The annotation marks the transcript as partial. Gene Ontology annotation, biological process: amino acid transmembrane transport; L-alanine transport.